AUGCCUCCACUACCAAAGGACAGGGUCAUAAAGUCCAGACCAUUUCAAAAUGUCGGAUGUGACUUCAUGGGUCCUUUCACUUCAAAAACUCUCGAGAAAAUGUACGUGUGUUUAUACACAUGCCUUACAACUCGAGCAGUACACUUAGAAGUGGUAGAAAAUCUUUCGGCAGGAGCAUUCCUCAAUUGUUUCGUGAGAUUCGUCUCGCGCAGAGGAGUUCCAGAGAUUGUCCGCUCAGAUUGCGGAACCAACUUCAAGCUUGGUGAAGUCAUUAUCACAAAGAUGUUCUGCGACCUCAACGAGAAUGGUCGAUCUCUUAUGUCAUAUUGUGCAUCCCAACAAAUAAACUGGAUCUUCAAUCCUCCUGGAUCCCCCUGGGUGGGUGGUGCAUGGGAACGACUAGUCGGUUUAACCAAGAAAGCGUUUAAUAAAUCAAUAGGGCGCAAACGCUUGAGUUUUGCAGACAUGUGCACCGUGAUCACUCGAAUUGAGGCGAUUCUAAACACAAGACCUCUCACGAAACUGAACUCCAGUGAUAUUGCAGAGAUACCAUUGAGGCCCAUUGAUUUUUUGAAGGGAAAUUUCAAUUACUCGCUUCCAAGCACAGGCGACAAAGCUGAACCUGUGCCUCCUCUGCCUAAAAGCGGCACACGAGGACACAUGUGGAGUGAAGUGUGGAAGUUGUGGCCUUGGCCACAAUUUUCUGCUUUGCUCCUCCAAAAGACCGCAGCCACCCACGAAGCGGCCAUACAAGAAGUAAGCACUCUCGCCAACCGUCAACGCCGUCAUCGUCAUCAACAAGCCACAAGCCGUCAUCACUGCACCUGCACCAAGCCGAAUUCUCAAGACACCAUCAGCAAUCCACUAACCCAACGUCAGCCCGCCACCCACGCCACUCCAUAA
Molecule: messenger RNA, 903 nt
Organism: Necator americanus (New World hookworm)
Lineage: Eukaryota; Metazoa; Nematoda; Chromadorea; Rhabditida; Ancylostomatidae
Exons: 1
Coding region: 1-903 (300 amino acids)
Biological process (GO): DNA integration
Molecular function (GO): nucleic acid binding
Source: RefSeq, a predicted model, not a curated record